AACAACCACCCCCCCCGCCUGUCCCUGUGCUGUCUGGAUGGAAGGGGGCUCUGCACGGUAUAAUAAAUGAUCAGCUAGAAGAAAGAAAAGUCACACUUUUCUAAAACGGAUGCAAGAUAAGCACAGUCCUGAACAUUUAAAUCAAGUCACUUCUCUGCCCUCCUCAUGUCGAAAUGUCAACAAGACAACGUAGUCCUCGCCAUGGCGCCAGGCCUCACUCCACCUAUGAAGUCACUUCUGAAAUGUUGGGCUUGUCACUGGCUGGAAACUUUCAAGACCCAGAUGAGCCAAUUCUGGAGUUUAGUUUGGCAUGCAGUGAGCUUACUACCCCAUCAUUGGAUCGGAAGCCAAAUAGCUUUGUUGCUGUUAGUGUCACAACCCCACCCCAGGCUUUCUGGACAAAGCAUGCCCAAACAGAAAUCAUAGAGGGAACAAGCAAUCCUAUAUUUCUUAGCAGCAUUGCCUUCUUCCAGGACUCCCUCAUCAAUCAGAUGACCCAGAUUAAGCUGUCUGUGUACGAUGUCAAAGACCGAUCUCAGGGAACUAUGUAUUUGCUGGGCUCUGGAAAGUUUAUAGUGAAGGAUUUAUUACACGAGAAGAGUCACAGAUUGCAUCUGCCACUAUGGUCUGCUGAACAAGAACGUGUAGGUAACAUAACAAUAAUAGGUUGGCAAAUGGAAGAGAAGGUUGAUCAGCGCCCCCCUGUUAAUAGAUCACUGGAUACUGUUAACGGAAGAACUUUAAUUCCCGUUGAUGAAAGUUUAACGGAAUCUUUAGGAUUACGUUCAAAAUAUGCAUCUUUACGAAAAGAUACACUUCUGAAAUCAGUGUUUGGAGGUGCAAUCUGCCGCAUGUACCGCUUUCCUACAACAGAUGGUAACCACCUGCGGAUACUGGAGCAAAUGGCUGAGAGUGUCCUUUCUUUACAUAUACCCAGGCAGUUUGUGAAACUCCUGCUUGAAGAAGAUGCUGCAAGAGUUUGUGAGCUUGAAGAGCUGGGGGAGUUGUCUCCAUGUUGGGAGAAUCUUCGCAGACAAAUUGUAACUCAAUAUCAGACCAUCAUAUUGAUAUACCAGGAGAACCUGACUAAUCUCCAUCAGUACAAAGGUGUUUCUUUUAAAGCAAGCAGUUUGAAGUCAGAUAAAAAAUUAGAAUUUGUUCCUACCAAUUUACACAUUCAAAGGAUGAGGGUUCAAGAUGAAUCUACAUCAGAUCAAAACUAUGAUAUAGUGACAAUAGGGGCACCAGCCGCCCAUUGUCAAGGAUUCAAAUCUGGGGGGUUACGGAAGAUUUUGCACAAGUUUGAAGAAGCAAAAAAAAACAGUUUUGAGGAAAGUUGUACAUCAGCGUGCCCCCAGUCUAUUGUUUACAUACCGCAGGACAUAAUUCGAGCCAAAGAGAUCAUUGCUCACAUCAAUACUCUGAAGACACAAGUCAGUUAUUAUGCAGAGAGGCUUUCCAGGGCAGCUAAAGACAGAUCAGCCAACGGCAUUGAGCGGACACUGACUAUUUUGGCAGAUAAGACAAGGCAGCUUGUCACAGUGUGUGAUUGCAAACUAUUAGCCAGUGCAAUACAAGGACUCAAUGCUGCUAGGCCUGACUACAUCGCUUCCAAAGCUUCUCCUACAUCAGGUGAGGCAGAUCAGGUUAUGCUAAGGAAUGACCAGGAUACUCUAGUGGCACGAUGGACUGGCCGAAACAGCAGGUCAUCACUCCAGGUGGACUGGCAUGAGGAAGAAUGGGAUAAAGUCUGGUCCAAUGUAGAGAAAAGCCUUGAGUGCAUCAUUCAACGGGUUGACAAGCUUUUGCAGAAGGAGCGUCUACAAAGUGACAGCUGUGAUGAUGUUUUCCAGUGUGAGAUUAGCUGCUCUAGCAAGAAAGAUAGCAGCUUGACUACAGAAGAGGUCGGUCCAGGAGAAUGGAGUGAGGCCCUUUACCCCUUACUGAGCACACUGACAGACUGUGUAGCUAUGAUGAGUGAUAAAGCAAAGAAAGCCAUGGUGUUCCUUCUAAUGCAGGACAGUGCUCCCACCAUUGCCCUGUGCUUAAGUCUCCAGUACCGCCGAGAUGUUGUCUUCUGUCAAACAUUAACAGCUCUGAUCUGUGGCUUUAUCAUCAAACUGAGAAACUGCCUUCAUGAUAAUGGUUUUCUACGACAGCUGUACACAAUUGGCCUGCUUGCUCAGUUUGAAAGCCUCCUCAGCACCUAUGGAGAAGAGUUGGCCAUGUUGGAAGAUAUGAGUUUGGGUAUAAUGGACUUGAGGAAUGUAACAUUCAAAGUCACUCAGGCCAUAUCGAAUGCAUCAAGUGAUAUGCUGCCGGUCAUAACAGGAAACCGGGAUGGAUUUAAUGUGCGGAUUCCUCUACCGGGCGCUUUGUUUGAUGUUCUUCCUCGUGAAAUUCAGAGUGGGAUGCUGCUCAGGGUUCAGCCAGUCCUGUUUAAUGUGGGGAUUAAUGAACAGCAGACACUGGCAGAAAAGUUUGGAGAUACAUCCUUGCAAGAAAUUAUAAACAUUGAGAGCUUGGUGCGACUUAAUUCGUAUUAUGAGCAGUUCAAAGAAGUCUUGCCAGAGGACUGUCUCCCUCGGUCUCGGAGUCAAACAUGUGUUCCUGAAUUGCUCAGGUUCCUAGGACAAAAUGUCCAUGCACGGAAAAACAAAAAUGUUGACAUCCUUUGGCAAGCUGCUGAGAUAUGCCGGCGACUCAAUGGAGUCCGGUUUACAAGCUGUAAAAGUGCCAAGGAUCGUACUGCUAUGUCGGUGACACUGGAGCAAUGCCUAAUUCUGCAACAUGAACAUGGGAUGGCCCCGCAGGUCUUUACACAAGCUUUGGAGUGUAUGAGAAGCAUUGGAACGCGAGAAAUAGUCACCCAGAAGAACUUGAGUGGCUUGGUUCCGAUCCGAGAUUUCAGGCUGGACCCCAGCCUCCUUUACUCUGUCCCUUUGCUAGCGCUCAGCCCUAACUUACUUAUAGUGUGGCUGUUCCUCAGCAUAGCGUACCUGGUGGCCAGAUUUCGUUGCAAAUGAAGACUGGGCAGAGUGUAUACCUGGAAAUGUGCACCUACCUUGGGACAAGGAAAGAGGCACCCAAGAGCAAUGAUUGAGCUGUGUCCUAUAUCUAUGCCUUACAAUCUUACAUUUGGAGUAUGGAACAGCUCAGUGGAAUGGAGCAGACCUUCUUGUAUAUAUAGCUUCCUCAUGACAACAUACCUCAUGUAUUGAUGCUGCUCUGUAUUUAAAUCAUGCAAAUGCAACUAUCACUAUGUAGCUUACGCACCAACAGAUACAGUAUUCUAUUGAAUUUUAUAUCGCACCUGCUGUUGCCAUUACACAUUUUAUGUGACAUGGGGAACAUUGGCACUCAUGUCUGCUUUCCAAAGCCAUAGAUGCUUAUCUGAGAAAACUAUUAUUUAUUGUUUUGGGGCCUUUAAUGACUCUGUAAAUGCUUUAGAGUACAUUUAAAUGGACUGAACCCUAAAAUGGUUGAAUCCCCCUCAGAUGCAUGCUGUUUAAAAAGUAUUUAUUUUUAUGUAACUUUUUUAACGUGAAGAAUCAAACUGAUCUUCCUAACUUGCCUCCUCCUGCAUUUCCUUGUUUCAAUAAUUGCUAGACUUAGUCCUGCAGUACAGCCCACACACCAUUUGUAAUUGCACCACUACUUAGGGCAUCUUCGCUCUUUUGAGGUUCAGGACCGA
Molecule: messenger RNA, 3694 nt
Organism: Nanorana parkeri
Lineage: Eukaryota; Metazoa; Chordata; Amphibia; Anura; Dicroglossidae
Gene: INPP4A
Product: inositol polyphosphate-4-phosphatase type I A
Exons: 26
Coding region: 174-3026 (950 amino acids)
Cellular component (GO): cytoplasm
Molecular function (GO): phosphatidylinositol-3,4-bisphosphate 4-phosphatase activity
Source: RefSeq, a predicted model, not a curated record